This is a messenger RNA of Drosophila guanche, 1037 nucleotides long. RefSeq lists its product as uncharacterized. Bases 175 to 840 code for a protein of 221 amino acids. The transcript is spliced from 2 exons. The record is from RefSeq and is a predicted model, not a curated record. NCBI's taxonomy places the organism in Eukaryota, Metazoa, Arthropoda, Insecta, Diptera, Drosophilidae.
UACGUGCGGGCUGCACACAACAUGGCGCAUAAUCUAAUCGGGCGAUUAUCAAUGGCCGCGCAGUGCCAAACUGGAAACUAGAAAACUCUAUGGCCGUUCAAGUAGAAACCAGUGCUUGUUGGGGAUGUAGUCCGGCUUUGGUCAGUAGGCAAUCGAAGUGCUCCCAAUACGAGUAUGUACGCUCCCAUCAUGGACUGGAACUCAUCUGACUUUGGUAUCCAUGUGGCCAUCUACCUAGCUCUCAUUGUAUUCUUCUUCUGCCUGCUCCCUAUCGCCUGCUAUUAUGUGCGCAUCGAGAGUCGAACGCUGGCAAAGAUCUGCCCACCACGACGACGACGACAGCAGCAGCAGCAACGACACAGGAAUCAGCGAUAUGACAUUGGAAAUGACCGCCAGGGCAAUGCGUUGAACGCUUCGGAGGAGCGGCCGCAUAACCGCUAUGGCGAUAUAUUCUUCAUCGAGCCGAGCAGCGAGGAGUCGGCACGCAUUCGCAGCCAGCUGGAAAAGGACGACAAGGAGCUGCCCAGCUAUGACGAGGUGAUGCGUAUGUGUAACCUGACAACGCCAACGGCGGCCGCUGCGGCGUCACACUCGCCCUCGGCUGUCCCCAGCCCCAUUGGGAUAGCGGCUUUGCCAGCUCCGCCAUAUUCGGAGUCUGAUCCGCAUGCCGAUGCUGCGGCGAUGGCGGUGUCGGUGGCUGCGACACCACUCACAGUCAUCACGAUGGAGCCGGAACCCUCGACAUCGCAUGCCGCGCAGAGCCCAACAACAACAACCACCACCCUCGUCCGCGGUGCCCCUCUGACCCUACCGAACAUGGCAUCCAAUACGGAAGUUUGAUUGGCGACUGCCUGCUGCAUUUUCGGACCGGGCUACUCUGGGCCACACAGAUUUCCAUUUGUGUGUGCUUUUCAUUUCAGAAAUAAGCAUGUGUGAUUUUAUUAGAUAUAUCUUAAGUACAUAUUUAGGCGCUAGUUUAAGUUUGGCUUAUUGUAAAUACAUAUUAAUACAAUCUAGGCUGAAAUACAUUUUUUAAG